GGGUACGCGGAAGUGGGUAGCAUCCCCUUUAUACGUCCCUCGCCCUGACUUUUGCUUUGGGUCUCUACGGCAGUGGUGGAGGCAAGUGACGGUUGUGGUUUAAUUUCUCUAGUUUAAAAAACGAUAUGAACUCCGAAACGUCAGUGGCUGAAGUACAACCUGGCCUAGGGCGGAGCCGUGCGGCGCCUGCGUGACCCCGGCGUAACCUCAGAACUCUGAGUUUAGCGGGAUUUCCAAACGCGAUAGUCGUUGGCGAAGUGAGCGGAAGAAGGCCCGCUGGGGAGGCGGGAUAGGACAGUACCGACAUCGGAGUUCGCGGACUGUGGUCUAGCAUCAAACACUCAGGACAAUGGCUGUACAGAUGCAAUUUGAAGCUAGUGCAGACACCUCAGUAGAAGAAGAGAACAUUGGCCCACAGCCUAUUUCUCGAUUGGAGCAAUGUGGCAUAAAUGCCAAUGACUUGAAGAAAUUGGAAGAUGCUGGAUACCACACAGUUGAGGCUGUUGCCUAUGCACCAAAGAAGGAACUAAUAAAUAUUAAAGGCAUUAGUGAAGCCAAAGCUGAUAAGAUCCUGGCUGAGGCGGCUAAAUUGGUCCCAAUGGGUUUCACCACUGCAACUGAAUUUCAUCAGCAGCGGUCAGAAAUGAUACAGAUCACCACUGGCUCCAAAGAGCUCGACAAACUGCUCCAAGGUGGGAUUGAGACUGGGUCUAUCACAGAGAUAUUUGGGGAAUUUCGAACUGGGAAGACACAAAUUUGUCACACACUGGCUGUGACUUGUCAGCUCCCCAUAGACCGAGGUGGUGGUGAAGGGAAAGCCAUGUACAUUGAUACUGAGGGAACCUUCCGGCCAGAGCGAUUGCUGGCAGUGGCUGAAAGAUAUGGCCUGUCUGGCAGUGAUGUCUUGGAUAAUGUGGCAUAUGCUCGAGGCUUCAACACUGACCACCAAACCCAGCUCCUCUAUCAGGCUUCAGCCAUGAUGGUUGAAUCCAGGUAUGCAUUAUUAAUUGUGGAUAGUGCUACAGCCCUCUAUCGAACGGAUUACUCUGGCCGAGGGGAGCUAUCAGCCAGACAGAUGCACUUAGCCAGGUUCCUUCGGAUGCUCCUACGACUUGCUGAUGAGUUUGGUGUAGCAGUGGUAAUCACUAAUCAAGUGGUAGCCCAAGUAGAUGGGGCAGCUAUGUUCGCUGCAGAUCCCAAAAAACCCAUUGGAGGAAACAUCAUUGCACAUGCCUCAACUACCAGACUGUACCUAAGGAAAGGACGAGGAGAAACUAGGAUUUGCAAGAUCUAUGACUCUCCUUGCCUUCCUGAGGCUGAAGCUAUGUUUGCCAUUAACACUGACGGAGUAGGAGAUGCUAAAGACUGAGGCACAACUUUGAUUUCAUUUAUAAAACUUAUGUUUCCUUAUGAAGAAGACUGUUCCCUGGGGUGUUUCACAGGCCUUUUCCUGUUGUGACGGCUCCAAAAGAGACUUCCAGGAGACAUCCAUGAAAACAGCCAUUGUAUUUGCCCAUCUGAAGGUGUAAACAGGAUUCAGGUCAGCAGUUAGGAACCCUGAUCUAAAAUGUUGAUUUCUUCUGAGUUUAUUGAUCUCUACGUGAUUUCUCUGGUCCUUGAGGGAGGUGAGGAGCAAUCUCUUAACAAAAUGAUUUCAGCUGGGCGUAAGAUCUCCAUUUGUUUGAAAGUAUCUUUUAUUUUAUUAUUUUUUUAAUAUGUGGCCACAAACUAAGAAUUUAGAAAAAAAAAAUUAGAUUCUUUUUCUCCCAUUUUCUUUAAGGAUGAAAAUAAAAUGUUUCAGAGCUAUAACACAAAGAGAUCAAAUAAUCCCCUAUUUAUCCCAAGCUUCUUAUAGGAUCUUGUUUCUCUGAUUGUAAAAUUCACCUGAAAGUUAUUAGGCAUCUGAAUUAGCAUUGGGAUUUUAUAUCUAUGUAUGUGUAUGUGUUUGUACUCGUUGAGGGAAAGUUUUUUCUUUCUUUUAAGGUAAAGGAGUUUUUAAUAGGUAUCCUGGGUUUAUGAGACUACUUGGUUCGUCCCAACUCAGUUCUUCCUUUACCGCUUGCAGUAAAAUACUGGGGUCUGGGGCAUUUCAGGAGUUUUUGCAAAGGGAUUUGAGCCCCAAGAUGAAAUACAUUUUGAAGAGGAGGAUUUUUGAGUCCAUCUUAUUACGUUAGCUAAACAUUAUAUUGAAGCCUUAUGUUAGCUAAAUAUUGUUAAGAUGUAUAAAUGAUUAAAUCCUAUUAGCAGCCCAUUGGGGUAAUGGGAAAAGGGUAGAAUCCCCACCUAGAUUGGUAGGGGUGGGGUAAGAGAACAUAAUUACAGCACAUAUGGGCUCAUUGUGGUGAAUGAUGGCUGCCCCUUCCCCAAACCACAAAGCCUUUUCAUUACAAAUUUCGAUGCUAUUUUGAAAUAACCUAUUUCACUUUACCAAAAUAAAACCCCCAUUUUCUAAUGUUGGCCUUAAAAGGCUUUCAACAUAGAGGGAAGAUUAUAUUCAGAAAUGAACAUAAUGUAAUGUAAAAGCAAAAUGAAUCAAUAAAAUACUUCCAAGGACUAUUUGCUGCUUGUCCAGCCUGGACUAGCUAGGUGGAAUGUGAUAUUGAGAAGCAACAAGAUAUCUUUCUUCUAGAAUGUUAAGCUGCCCAUUGUAUAAAUAUAUCCCUAGUCUAUCUCUUUACCUACAAUAUGAUUGGACAGUCAGCAUCAUGUAUCUUUUUUUUUUUUUUUUUUUUUUUUUUUUAGCAUCAUGUAUCUUUUAACAUUUAACUUGCUUCCUGGUCAUGUACCUAAAAAGACUGUACUCUGAAGUGAGAAUCGUAACUGUUCACAAAAUUCCAGUCUUUGCUUUCCUUGGAUUGGAGUUUCUUUGGUUUAGAGUAGGUUGGGUUUAGGGAAUCAGCUGGUCAACCUAGAAGCUUUGUCUUUAACUCUGGCCCCAAAGUUUCUGCCCAAUGUUUUUGGUACCAUAUGCACAUAUCUACACAGUACAAGUGCAAAGACAGGUGUGGCACUGUUGACAUAGAAUCUAGGUUCCCUGAGGAAGUAAGGAAAGGUUAUGGGCUAGGGUGAGAGAAGGUAACUACUUUAAAUUUGCUGUUCGAACUCUAGCUUGCUUUUUCAGAUUCCAUUUUCUUGCUGACUGCUCUUAGUGCAUCUCUUAAAUAGGCAAGAACUAUUAUCUUCCAGACCCUUACAUGAAGUGCUUGGUUAGACCUCUGAUCCUUUAGUAUAAGGUGUCUGCAGCGGCUUUAUCUAAACCUAUAUGAUGUUAGGGUAUGUUCUCUGUAGCUAACGUCUUUACUGCUGCAACUUUUCAAGCAAAAUAUUAAAACAUUCUUGCGUCUGAAAA
Molecule: messenger RNA, 3349 nt
Organism: Antechinus flavipes (yellow-footed antechinus)
Lineage: Eukaryota; Metazoa; Chordata; Mammalia; Dasyuromorphia; Dasyuridae
Gene: RAD51
Product: RAD51 recombinase
Exons: 10
Coding region: 350-1369 (339 amino acids)
Biological process (GO): reciprocal meiotic recombination; double-strand break repair via homologous recombination; DNA recombinase assembly
Cellular component (GO): condensed nuclear chromosome
Molecular function (GO): single-stranded DNA binding; ATP binding; DNA strand exchange activity
Source: RefSeq, a predicted model, not a curated record